AUGUAUCCAUACUGGGCAACAGCGAAUCGACCACCCUACGGCCACACUCAGGCGGCAAACCCAUAUCAGACUCCCAACCAGAACCAAAGUCAAAGUGGCAACAGCUCCAGUGCCAAUCAGACUUCCGAAGCCCAGUCUUCCUGGCAGCCCUACGGUCAACAACCAAGCUAUUCAAGUCCUUUUGGACAAACACAACGACCAGCUUCGACUGCUGGAUCAGGAUCUGGAUAUGAUCAAUUAAGAUACACUUCUUCUAAUCCAUAUUCUACUCCUUCGUAUCCUUCCACAGCCAUUUAUAGUAAUCCAUACAGCUACGGAUCUAAUGUCUCCACAGGAUACUACAACCAAUUACCUGCUUCCCCUACACCGGCCAAUAACUACCCAUCAUCUUCUUCCUUUUCCUUAUUCCCCAAACCCAGCGAAAAUGCCACAAAUACAAACUCCAAUUUGAAGACGGGGAUAGCAGCUUCGGGAACAUGGUGA
Kwoniella mangroviensis CBS 8507 is the source of this 483-nucleotide messenger RNA. RefSeq lists its product as uncharacterized. The coding region runs from base 1 to 483 and encodes 160 amino acids. The record is from RefSeq and is a predicted model, not a curated record. The transcript has 2 exons. Lineage: Eukaryota; Fungi; Basidiomycota; Tremellomycetes; Tremellales; Cryptococcaceae.